UGUGACCCCCUGAGGGGUCCCAACCCCCAGUUUGAGAACCCCUGUAUUAGGACUUUUAGUUGCAAACGUUCAAUAAUAUGUAGUCAAUUGGCACUGUGCGGUUAAAUCCUUGUGUGCCUCUUUGAGGGACAAAAUCUGACCCCACCACUGUGGCUGUGGAGAGAUCUGAUUAUAAUUUGGAUAAGUGUUGUUCUGUUACAAAAACGAACAGGGAGGCAGCCAGUACCCUGGCACAGGAGGCCUGAACAGCAGGGAGCUAUGCUCCAUGUGCACCCUUUGUACCCUAAUGUGGAGGGCAGAGUACGGGUGGAUAGUUUAUCUGUGACGGCAUGGAUCACUAAUCAUCACUCUCUUGUGCAUGAUUGGUACUCUCCCAUGGGGGCUGUGAUAGAGGCAGCAGAGUAUGACAGGAGGGAGAUGGUGACUCCUCCCUCCCCUGAUGUGCCUGGCCUAAUUAUUCAACUAUUUAAAACUUUUUGGCACAAAUGUUUUGCAAGAUUUUAAAAUGGAAGUAAUAUUUCUGUUGAUAUACUGUACAUUGAUGAGCCAUAUCAGAGGCUGUUCAAGACAAUCUUCCACCCUAAGCAAAAUGUCAGUGUGCUGUCCCCUGUGCCACUCAAAUUUGGCCCAGUUGCCCCUGCAUCCUGACAGAGGGGUGGCCAUGCCAAAUCUACUGUCCUUGGCAGCUGCCUAGUUCUCCUGUACAUAGAGUAGCCUCUGAUCCAGAUUAUGUAUCCAUGCAGAAGCAUCUGCUAUUUAUUAGUGUCCAGUUGGAGAUUAUCCCCCUAAUUAUACAGUGUCCAGGUGUGCAUUUUGUUGGCUCAGUGAAGCUGUAGAUAAAGCAUAAAGGGCCAGUAAUACUCAGCUGUAGCCAUGAUAUUUAGGUGAUUGUUCAUCAGAGUGGCAAGACUUCCCACUAUAUCUGCUGCCAUCCAGCUGAAAAUAAUGGCUCAGAAAACUGUACUCAUCACAGGUUGCUCCUCAGGAAUCGGACUGGCCUUGGCUGUAAAAAUGGCCAGAGAUGAACAGAAAAGAUUUAAAGUGUAUGCUACCAUGAGGAAUCUGACCAGGAAGGACAAACUUGCAGAAGCUGCAGGCAGAACCUUGGGUAAAACCCUGGAAAUUAAACAACUGGAUGUCUGCAGUGAAGAGUCUAUUAAAACAUGCGUCAGUAGCAUCCCUGACAGAAGGAUUGAUAUCCUAGUUAGCAAUGCUGGUAUGGGGCUCAUUGGACCUAUUGAAUGCCAGACCAUAGAUGAGAUGAGAACUGUGAUGGAUACAAACUUCUUCGGAUUGGUUCGACUCUUGAAGGAGAUUUUACCUGAUAUGAAGAAGAGGAAGAGUGGACAUAUAGUUAUAAUAAGUAGUGUCAUGGGAAUACAAGGUAUUUUGUUCAAUGAUGUUUAUGCUGCAUCUAAAUUUGCUGUGGAAGGAUUCUGUGAAAGUUUAGCCAUACAAGCACUCAAGUUUAAACUUCAGCUAAGUCUGAUUGAGCCAGGCCCAGUGAUCACAGAAUUUGAAAAAAAGGUGUUUGAAGAUGGAAUGAAAAUGGAUCUUUCGGCUGCCGAUGAAGAAACUGCUGACAUGUUUACUAAUAUUUACCUUAAAAAUUACAAACAGAUUUUCCAAAGCCUGGGACAGAGUGCAGAGGACAUAGCAGAGCAUACAGUAAAGAUAAUUCUUGCAGAAAAUCCACCUUUUCGCCAUCAGACCAACACCCUGUAUACACCAAUGACAACCUUGAAAUAUGCAGAUCCAAAUGGAGAUUUACCUAUUGAUACCUUCUACAAAAUGGUUUUUCAGCAUGAUAAAAUCUUCAGUGCAAGUCUUAACUUCAUCAAACUGCUAAGGUGGAGAAGCAGAAAAAGCUUUGAUUUGGGAAACCCUUCACAAUGAAUAUAUGUAUGCUAUUGUGUGCAUUUGGAUCACUGGUUCUAGUCACUGCUGAUAUACUGUUUUGAAAAAUAGCUUUGCAAUAUAAUUGAUUACAAAAAGACAUUCAAAAUGUUUGGUUAGUGAGCUUAAUUGAGGUAUUAAUGUUGAUUAACUUCUAUUUUGAACUUCAAGUUUCCAGUGCUUUGAAAGUAAAAUGUUUGACCUAUGUCAGUUAUUGUCAGUAAUCUUGGCUGUAUAUUCUAUUUCCAGAGUUGUUCCUGGUAGAAAUUUAUGACCACUUUUUCUGAACAUCAACAAACCAAUUAUCAAACAGUCCCUUCAGCAUUUAUUAGAAUUAAAAAGAAAAGAUAUUGAGAUUAGUACUCUGUGUAUAUCUUAUUUGUAGAAAAACCUGAUUUGUUAGUAUUG
This is a messenger RNA of Trachemys scripta elegans, 2304 nucleotides long. Its product is annotated as retinol dehydrogenase 8-like. The coding region runs from base 946 to 1896 and encodes 316 amino acids. Gene Ontology annotation, biological process: estrogen biosynthetic process. Gene Ontology annotation, molecular function: estradiol 17-beta-dehydrogenase [NAD(P)+] activity. The record is from RefSeq and is a predicted model, not a curated record. Gene Ontology annotation, cellular component: cytoplasm. Lineage: Eukaryota; Metazoa; Chordata; Testudines; Emydidae. The transcript is spliced from 6 exons.